AUUCUGGCUCUGCAGGAGUCAUGUCAGGGGACCUCUAGAGCCAAUCUGCUUGGGUAGAGGAGUGAUAAUUAUUCAUGGGCUCCUGCCUCUUGCUCCUUCUCUUGCACAGCCCCACUCUGCUGACUCAGUGCCUUAUUCAGUCUUCUCUCCCUCUCUCCACUGCUGUAGCUGGACCCCUUUGCCUUCACCACCUCUGAGAGCCUGCACAUCCCACCAUGGCUAAAACAGCAAUGGCUUACAAGGAAAAGAUGAAGGAGCUGUCCAUGCUCUCUCUGAUCUGCUCCUGUUUUUAUCCUGAACCUCGCAACAUGAACAUCUAUAAAUAUGAUGACAUGGAAGUUAAACAGAUCAACAAACGUGCCUCGGGCCAGGCUUUUGAACUGAUCCUAAAGCCGCCAUCCCCGGUCUCAGAAGCACCACGAACUUUAGCUUCUCCAAAGAAGAAAGAGCUCUCUCUUGAGGAGAUCCAGAAGAAGCUGGAGGCUGCAGAGGAGAGGAGAAAGUCCCAGGAGGCCCAGGUGCUGAAACAUCUGGCUGAGAAGAGAGAACAUGAGCGAGAAGUGCUUCAAAAGGCUUUGGAGGAGAACAACAACUUCAGCAAAAUGGCAGAGGAAAAGCUGAUACUGAAAAUGGAACAGAUCAAAGAAAACCGUGAAGCUAAUUUAGCUGCUCUUAUUGAACGUCUUCAAGAAAAGGAGAGGCAUGCUGCAGAGGUCCGUAGAAACAAGGAGCUCCAGGUGGAACUGUCUGGCUGAAAACAGCAAUGGUGGAUGUGACCCAUCCCCACCAUUAGUAAACUCCCCCUGCCUAUAUUAUUAUGGAUCAUGCGAUAUCAGUAUGGGAAAUGUAUGACAUGGUUUAAAAAAAAAAAAAUCAAGAACUCAAUAAAAAACUUUAAAAAAGAAACAAAAAAUAAAAACAAAACAAUGCGGUCUCUUUGCAGAAUGAUUUGCUUGAUGUUUAAAAAACUUGGAUCUUAUUUUGUAAAUACUUACAUUUUUGU
Molecule: messenger RNA, 1003 nt
Organism: Cygnus olor (mute swan)
Lineage: Eukaryota; Metazoa; Chordata; Aves; Anseriformes; Anatidae
Gene: STMN2
Product: stathmin 2
Exons: 5
Coding region: 216-755 (179 amino acids)
Biological process (GO): microtubule depolymerization; neuron projection development; regulation of microtubule polymerization or depolymerization
Cellular component (GO): neuron projection; cytoplasm; growth cone
Molecular function (GO): tubulin binding
Source: RefSeq, a predicted model, not a curated record